AUGGCAGACCUCCAGUUAUCGACUCGUAGGAGUCAUGAGUAUACACUGAUGAAUUUUAUCUGUUUCUUGCUUGCAAGUUUUUCUGCGGUUGCGCUUGCGGUUUUCGUCUCUACAACGCAAACAUUCUUCAUCACGGAUGUGCUACAGAUAGGUGAGAAUGUCGGAAGCUACGUUGGCACUUUGGGUCUCUUCGAUGAAAUUCUGUCGAUGUGUUUGGUGCCAUUAAUGGGAGUUCUAGCAGACCGAUUUGGGUCCAGGGUGAUUGUUUCCUCAGGUUUUUUCGUUUCCGGACUGAGUCUCUUCGGUUUCGGAUAUUUUGUAAGAACUAAUGUUGUCCCUCAGAUGCUGUUUUGGAGAUUGGUGUUUGCUGCGGGGCUAACGGCCUCUUUGGGUAUUCUUACCGUCAUGGUCAUCGAAAUGAACCAUUCAGGAUUCGAUCUCAAAGCAUAUACAUCUGGGUUUAGCAACCCCUUAAGUCUGUCUGAUAGAGAACAACAGGAGUCCGAUGCUAUAGGCAGUUGUGAUGUAGCACGUGACCAUGAAAACUAUCUGGAAAGAGUGGACAAUUUGAACAAAUCUAGGAAAGAUGGAACCAAGGUCUCUUACAUGGGUAUAAUGAGCGGUUUCGGUGCAGUGUUUGCGGUCACUCUCCUGUUGAGGCUUCCGGUGUUUUAUGGUAAAACAAGACCGGCGGGGUCUGCCAUGAGAUACUCAUACUAUACUGUGGGCGCUGGUGCAAUAGCCGUGGCUGUUAUUAUGUGGUUUUACUCUUUCAAAAGUGAAAGCGACAUAUUUUUUAAAGACGAUCUGUUUGAGUCAUAUACACAGGACAACAGGAUACGCGAUGAUUUGGACAGCGAUUCUGAUGAGGAGCACUUUUCAUCCUUUAUAGUGAGAGAAUCUUAUUGGACUUCCCUCAAGACAGGAUUCCAAUUAUCGAUGGAGGACCCGGGAAUUGUCAUUGCUUAUUUGAGUGGCUUUAUUUCACGGUGCAUUACAAUCGUGAUUACCUUAUACAUUCCAUUCUAUGUGAACGCCUAUUACAGAGAGAUAGGCAAUUGUACCAAGACUUCAAAUAACAAAGUCGAUUGCCCAGAAUCUUAUAUUUUGUCAUCGAUUCUCACAGGUGUAGCAAAUCUAUUUGGACUUUUGCUUGCCCCAAUUUCGGGAAUUCUUGUCGAUCGACUAAACAAUUACACCGCACUAAUUUCAAUUGCCGCACUCUUCUCGACAACUGGAUUUCUUACCUUUUGCUUGAUAUCAACACCAGAUAAAAGUCUAAUGAUUUACAUUGCAGCGUCUUUGAUGGGAUCUGCCCAAAUCAUGUUCAUUAUAAUAUCAAUGACUAUGAUUUCAAACAUAACCUCUGAGGACAAAUAUAGGCAACGAGAAGGUUCUAUAUCGGGGGUAUUCGCUUUUGUAGGCGGUGUCGGAAUCAUUUUCACAUCAUUUGUUGGGGGGAAAUUAGCUGAUUGGAGUCCCAAGCUUCCCUUUUUGCUUGUAGUUGUUACAAGCGUGGUCGGCCUUUUGGCUGUUAUGAUUCUCAAUGGGCACUCCUUGAAAAGCUUGUGUGACUUUUCAGAACCUUCGCAAAGAAUCGAGGAACGACAAGAUGCUCCAAAUCUUUUGGAUUACACCUCUUCACAAACAUAG
Molecule: messenger RNA, 1653 nt
Organism: Ogataea haglerorum
Lineage: Eukaryota; Fungi; Ascomycota; Pichiomycetes; Pichiales; Pichiaceae
Exons: 1
Coding region: 1-1653 (550 amino acids)
Biological process (GO): transmembrane transport
Molecular function (GO): transmembrane transporter activity
Source: RefSeq, a predicted model, not a curated record